AUGGUGCAAAUAAAGUUUAUUAUUGUCCUAUUAUUUAUAAUGCAGACGAAAAGUGAAUCUAGAACUUUUAGCACGAAAGUGAAAUUUAAUCAAAAAGUGAUAGCAAAGAAGGAGAUAUCAAGUUUAAAUCUAGUUAAUGAUGAAAGUAUUAGCAAAAUUGAAGCAAAGAAGUGUGACGAGUUGUCAGCACUAGUGCUUAAUGAUAUUUUAGGAGCUGCAUUUAAUUCAAGAUACAUGAGUAUAGAAGAGCCAAUGUUAGAAGAAGAUCCAGAGCCUAAAAAUAUAGCUGGUAAACGAGGAGCAAAUGACUUCAUGCCUUUUUAUGUUGACGAUACAUAUGCGAUGGAAAUUAGUGACAUGCCAGCAUGGGAAGUGCAGCAUUUAAAGAAUUCAACAGAAAAUGGAGAAACAGAGGAAGUCACAUCCAAUGAAAGUCAAAAAAGAGUUCAGCGAUCAAAUUUAAGAAGAAGAACAGACUCAGAAGGGAUUAAUAGUGGACAUCAGCAAAGUAAAAGACCUUGGGAGUGUGAGGCAAAAAUAAAAUGGCUAGAUCUUGGAUAUGAUUACUAUCCAAGAUACUUAAGGACUGUCGAAUGUACACGACAUUCCUGCUUUUAUGGACAUUUCACAUGUAAACCACGAUCCUUUACAGUAAAGAUCCUCAGACGAAGACGAGGUGAAUGUGUACAGACAAAGAACAAAAUUGGAAUUGAAGGAUUACAUGGAGAUUUAAAAGAACUUUGGGUAUGGGAGGAGAGAGCUGUAAAUUUCUGUUGUGAUUGUGCAGCAAAGUAA
Molecule: messenger RNA, 795 nt
Organism: Chironomus riparius
Lineage: Eukaryota; Metazoa; Arthropoda; Insecta; Diptera; Chironomidae
Source: the annotation of a GenBank genome assembly